UGUGACCGGGCCGUGCGGGACCCGCGGCACCCAGCCUGGCACAGACACGGCGGCCGGUGGCGCCCGCCGCCCCAAAAUGAGCGAUGGCGCGUGGAUCUCGCUCAGCCCCACCGAGUUUGCCCAGCUCCAGCAGUACACGGACUACUCCACCAAGAAGCUCAAGGAUGUUCUGGAGGAGUUCCAUGGGGACGGCGUCCUGUCGAGGUACAACCCCGAGCAGCCCAUCGACUACGAGGGUUUCUGCCUCUUCAUGAAGACCUACCUGGAGGCAGACGUGCCCGAGGAGCUCUGCCAGCACCUCUUCACCUCCUUCAGGCGCAAGAUUUGCCAGUCCUCCCCCGAGAGCCAGCAGCAGAGCCCCGGCGUGUCGCAGCACAGCCCCCUCGGGAUCAAUGGGAAAACCCUUCGGAGUGCUCUGGGACGGCACACUGCCGAGCCCAAGAGCUGCCACAGCAGCACAGCUGAGCCUCAGCCGGCAUCCCUCACCCCGGCAUCGAUCCCCAACGCCUCCCCCAGCUGGUCCAGGUCAUCCUCCCAGAAAUCCAACGCCGGCGCCGCUUCUGCUCACAACUCCUCGGGCUCUUCCAAGAUCUCCUCCGUGUCUCUGCUCAGCCCUCAGUCGCCAGGCACGAGGAGCACGGAGAAGAGGUUACCCUUCAGCCUGAGGAAAGGCCCCAGCUCCCUGAAAGCCACCCCGCCUCCUCCUGCCACCCCCUUGGCCCAGGUGGUCCACCUGAAGGACAUCGUGUGCUACCUGUCCCUGCUGGAGCGGGGACGAGCAGAAGACAAGCUGGAGUUUAUGUUUCGCCUCUACGAUACCGAUGGAAAUGGCCUACUGGACAGCUCGGAGCUGGAUCGCAUCAUCAACCAGAUGGUGCACGUGGCCGAGUACCUGGAGUGGGACUCCACCGAGCUGAAGCCCAUCCUGAAGGCUAUGAUGGACGAGAUCGAUUACAACCACGACGGGACGGUGACGCUGGAGGAGUGGAUCCGCGGCGGCAUGACCACCAUCCCCCUGCUGGUCCUCCUGGGCAUGGAGACGAACGUGAAGGACGAUGGGCAGCAUGCCUGGAGGCUGAAGCACUUCAAGAAACCUGCCUACUGCAACUUCUGCCGCACCAUGCUGCUGGGGGUCCGCAAGCAGGGCCUCUGCUGCUCCUUCUGCAAGUACACGGUCCACGAGAGGUGUGUGUCCAAAGACAUCGCUUCCUGCAUCAGCACCUACGUUAAAUCCAAGAGAAACACGAGCGUGAUGCAGCACACCUGGAUCGAGGGCAAUUCGCCUGCCAAGUGUGACAGAUGUCACAAGAGCAUCAAGUGCUACCAGGGCAUCACCGGCCUGCACUGCGUCUGGUGCCAGGUCACGCUCCACAACAAGUGCGCCUCCCACGUGAAGCCAGAGUGUGACGGGGGCCCACUGCGGGACCACAUCCUGCUCCCGUCCUACAUCUGCCCAGUUGUCCUGGACAGGCAGUCCCACUGCCGCCGCUCCGAGAGCGACUCCCCUGCCAGCACCAGCCCCGAGGACAGCCAGGGCUUCAAGUUCAACUCCACCACGGUGGACGGGCAAGGCCUGCAGAUCAGCGCCCAGCCCGGGACACACCCACUCCUCGUGUUUGUGAACCCCAAGAGCGGAGGAAGGCAAGGGGAGCGGGUCCUCCGGAAGUUUCACUACCUGCUCAACCCACGCCAAGUGUACAACCUGGACCGCGGUGGCCCCACGCCAGGGCUGAACUUCUUUCGGGACACUCCAGAUUUCCGUGUGCUGGCCUGCGGAGGGGACGGCACGGUGGGUUGGAUCCUGGACUGCAUAGAUAAGGCAAACCUGGUGAAGCACCCACCCGUGGCCGUCCUGCCCCUGGGAACGGGCAACGACCUCGCGCGGUGCCUGCGCUGGGGAGGAGGCUAUGAAGGAGGCAACCUGAUGAAGGUGCUGAAGGACAUAGAGCACAGCACAGAGGUGAUGCUGGACCGCUGGCACAUCGACAUCAUCCCUACGGACAGGGAGGCCAACGGAGAUCCCGUGCCAUCCACCAUCAUCAACAACUACUUCUCCAUCGGCGUGGAUGCCUCCAUCGCCCACCGCUUUCACAUCAUGCGAGAAAAACACCCUGAGAAGUUCAACAGCAGGAUGAAGAACAAGCUGUGGUACUUCGAAUUCGGGACCUCAGAGACCUUUGCAGCCACCUGCAAGAAGCUCCACGACUAUGUUGAGGUUGAGUGCGACGGGACCCUGCUGGACCUGAGCAACGCCUCCCUGGAGGGCAUCGCCGUCCUCAACAUCCCCAGCAUGUACGGGGGCUCCAACCUGUGGGGCGAGACCAAGAAGCAGCGCGGCUACAACCGGCUGGGCAAGAAGGUGCCCGAGAGGCCGCCGGGCACCGUGGUCACCGACGCCAAGGAGCUGAAGUUCUGCGUGCAGGACCUCAGCGACCAUCUCCUGGAGGUGGUGGGGCUGGAGGGCGCCAUGGAGAUGGGGCAGAUCUACACGGGGCUGAAGAGCGCAGGGAAGAGACUGGCCCAGUGCUCCUCCGUCAUCAUCAGGACGUCCAAGCUGCUGCCCAUGCAGGUGGAUGGGGAGCCCUGGAUGCAGCCGUCCUGCACCGUCAAAAUUACACAUAAAAGCCAGGUGCCCAUGCUGCUGGGCCCCCCCCCAGAAGAGCAGCUUCUUCUUCCUGAAGAGGAGAAACCGAACUCGGGAUUAAAGCACCGUCCAAGCCUGGAGGCACUCAGCAUCCCAGCCACCUGCCUGAUGCAGGGGUCCCCAGACCCCCAUCCUGCAGUGGGGACAGAAACUCCCCCUCCAAGCCCAGUGGGGAUUAUUUAUCCUGGGAAGGCCUUGUAGGCUCCUUCCUGACCUCCAGAAGCGUCCUCUCGGGUUGGGGUGGAAGAAGGGGGAGAAGCAGGCUGGCAUGCAGCGAGCACAUUUGCUGGAGCAGCACUAGGACUGGGAUUUUUUUUUUCCCCCUUUAUUUAAAUACCCUCCAGCCAAGCUGCCAGUGAAUGUGCUUCUGAGGCAGCACUAAGCCCCACUAUUUAUUGAUCAUCCUCCUGAAGACUACUUGAUGUCUCACUGCACUGCUUUCUGUCCCCCAGUCCUUGCAAAGGGAGGAAUUAUUUAUUUCCUUAGCCUAGAGGAGCCGUCUCGGCCACUCCCCUCUGUGCUGUGGGGUUUAAGAGAGAUGCAAAGAACCAUUGCUGCCAGCCCAGGGAGCCACGAGGUGUGGGGCAAGCUGGGGACAGACAGUGCACAGGGACAGGCGUGGGGUGGAUGGGAGGAGACAUUUUUACAGGGAAAUGGCAAAAAAAAGGGGAUUUUUGGGGGAGUGCAGCCCCAGCUCUGGGCUUUGUGUUCAUAUUUAUGUAUUUAUUUAGCAAACUCUGGAGAAAAAAGGGACUCUGGGGGUCACUUUUUUAGGAGCCCAGGUUGGACACAGACAUGACCUUUCUCUGCUGGCUGUCCUCCAUGGCACCUCCUUCCUCUGGACAUGGACCUUUCCUCUCUCCUAAAGCCUGCCAGCCCGCGCUGGGGGCUGCAGACCCUGGGGACAGACAUCCAGAAGCUCUUCUCCCUUGAAAGUGCCGCCAGCACCUUCCACACAUCUCCCAGGGUGCUCUGCCAGGCUGGUGCUCUCCCUGUGCGACGGGUGCUGCCUCUGAUGGGCUCUCCUGGGCUGCAGGGAGUGGGGCAGAGUGAUUGCUCCUCGCUUUCUGUACGGCCAGGUCUCCCCACAGCCCUCUCCAAACCCGAGGAGCCUCACAGGUGCUGCUGCCUGCGUGACUGCUGGGGUGCACAGGCAGGUUUUGGGGGCAUCACCCGUGGAUGGACAGAUCAGGGGAUGCAGCUUCUCUCCAGGAUGCACAGGGACCAGGAAACAGCAUGGAGCAUGGAACUUGUGGUGGUCUGAAUGUACUCCCAGGAGCCAGGAGUUGGCCAGACUGGCCCCUGGGAAGGGCUGCUGGGUGCUUCUGCAGUCACCCGGUGCCUCCAGCCGUGGGCCUGCGUGCGGGAUACAGCCACGUCCUGAGUCAGCCCUGCUCCCAGGCAGCUCCCUCGGGGCUGGUGGAGGCUCCUGUGCUGCUGGGAGCAAGCUGGGAGUGAGUGGCGUGCGCCCCGCGGAUGUCACCACAGGCAGGCAAAACUGUUGUUUGUCCCCACUGUGUCCCUGCUGGGACCUGCCACAGGGCUGGGACAAAUCACCCUGUCCCCCCCAGUGCCCCCUCAGUCCCUCCCGAUGCUGCAGGUGCCCAUUCAAUAGCAUUCCCCUGGCAGAGGGGGCUGCCAUCGCUGUUUCAGAGUGAACAGCGAGCUGGAAGGGAGCUGUCCGUGACCUGGGUACACAGGCACACGUCACCAGUGCAGAAAUCCACUCUCCUCCCCCAAGGCAGCUGUUUAUGAGUAGCCAGGUGAAAGCAGACGGAGCGAGGCCAAAGGAACGCCAGGUCCCUCGGAGCAGCCGCCUCCCUUUCCCCAGCCCAUGGCCGGGGGCAGCAGUGCCUCACAGCCCCGCGCUCGGGGAGGGUGAGAAAACCACCUCCGCCAUCUCCCGAGCUUUGCCAGCGGGAGGGUGCCAGCCUUGUCCCGUGGGAUGGCAGCGCACAAGGUCAACGGGUUCGGUUCCAUUUCCCUGCCCACUCAGCCCCGAGGCAGGGCUUUCUCCCAGAGCCUGCGGGGACCCAGCGGCGCUUCUCCCGCUCCUUGCCCCCGUCGCGGUUUGCUGGGCUCGGGCAAAGGGCGGCGCUGGGGUCUGUGCCGCGGUUUGCCGGCGGUGCUGGCGGGGCCGGGGAAGCAGGAGGGCGUUGUGCCCGUGCCUGCAGCCCCGCGUCUGGCACUGCCGGGGGUGAGCGGCUCAGCUCCAGGGGUGAACACCCAGCCUCGUCCUGCAGGGCACAGCGAGCCCAGGGCCACCGCUCUGGGCCGGCGGGACGGGGACACGCCAGCACCAUCCUGCCAGGCUCCAACCCUGGCGUCCCCUCUGAUGGCCAGGGAGAUGAUCCCCGCCACCUGCACCACGGCACCCAGCUCCAAUGCGCUCCCCCACUGCCAAAGGCACGGCUCAACGGGCCUGCCAGCUCCCCCCUCCUCAGUCCGAUGGUGCAAAGGUCCCGAGCCCAGGAGGGACCACAGAGCCCGGGACCUCAGCCCAGCUGUCCCGGCCCCAGGGAGGAAUAAGCCAUGCAGCUGCGGGGCGCUCGAGGCCUUGAUCCCCCCCCCCUUCCCCAGCGUCUCCCAGUUCAGCCCAGUUCCCAUCCGUGGGAUGGGACCAAGCCCCCCAAGAAGCCCUUAGGCGCUGGUGCCGGUGCCGCACUGGGGGUCCCUGAGGGCUGGGGAGCCCCACUGGCACAGGAGCCUCAGCCCGCUCCUCGCUGUGUGUGUGUAGCCGUGGUUGCCUGCA
Hirundo rustica (Barn swallow) is the source of this 5396-nucleotide messenger RNA. RefSeq names its product diacylglycerol kinase beta-like. Gene Ontology annotation, cellular component: plasma membrane. The transcript is spliced from 24 exons. Gene Ontology annotation, biological process: lipid phosphorylation; intracellular signal transduction; diacylglycerol metabolic process. Gene Ontology annotation, molecular function: ATP-dependent diacylglycerol kinase activity; calcium ion binding. The record is from RefSeq and is a predicted model, not a curated record. Bases 77 to 2845 code for a protein of 922 amino acids. Lineage: Eukaryota; Metazoa; Chordata; Aves; Passeriformes; Hirundinidae.